AUGUCUAAUUCAAAUAAUAAAGCAUCUUACAUAAAGCCAUUCCUCUUUGGAGGCAUCUCAGGAUGCACAGCGGUUGCAAUUAUCAUGCCUUUGGAUACAUGGAAGGUCAGACUCUAGAUUUAUAGCGAGAGCAAAGGGAUAAUGGCAAAGGAGAUGCACAGAGUGGAGGGAUUGAAAGGGUUCUAUCAAGGGUUGGGAUCUGCGAUGUUGAGACAAUUGACUUAUGCCACUGCUCGACUGGGAAUUUACAAGGUGAUUGUAGAUGAGGUUAAGAUCAAUCAAAAAAGAGAUCUGAGUUUCUUGGAGAAAGUGGGUGCAUCAUCUUUUUCUGGUUUGUGUGGAGCUUUGAUUGGCAAUCCUACAGAUAUUUGUUUGGUAAGAUUUUAGGCGGAUGCAACUCUGCCAGUAGCAGAACGCAGAAAUUACAAAAACGCUUUUGAUGCUUUAUAUCGAAUAACGAAGGAGGAGGGAUUGCCCACUUUAUGGAGAGGGUCAACACCCACAGUAUUAAGAGCAAUUGCAAUAACAGUGGGUUAAUUGACAACUUACGAUGAGAUUAAGCAAUGGUGUAUGAAAAUAUUCUUAAGAAAGAAGGAGACUAUGCCUGAUCGAAUCAUGGCAUCUGUUGGAGCUGGUGUAGUCACAUCUGUGUUAUCCUUACCUUUCGACAAUAUGAAGACCAAACUUUAGAAGAUGAAGGUGGAUGCGAAUGGAAAGUACCCGUAUUCAGGAGUUGCUGAUUGUUUUCUGAAGACUAUUCAAAGAGAGAAGAUAUCAGGGUUGUGGGUGGGAUUGCCUGUUUAUUUUGCGAGAGUGGCUCCUUAGUCGAUAAUCAUAUUGUUGGUGUAGGAUUUGCUUCAUCAUGUGUUUGAGAAGCAUUGAUUAAUUUGUUUAUUUUUGGUUCACAAUUUAAAUUUAAUGUA
Paramecium tetraurelia is the source of this 923-nucleotide messenger RNA. RefSeq lists its product as uncharacterized. The record is from RefSeq and is a predicted model, not a curated record. The transcript is spliced from 5 exons. Gene Ontology annotation, molecular function: oxoglutarate:malate antiporter activity. NCBI's taxonomy places the organism in Eukaryota, Ciliophora, Oligohymenophorea, Peniculida, Parameciidae.